GGCCGGAAGUCAGUCGCUUGCGUAAGCCUAUCAGAGCUGAGUGGACGCAUUUGGUCGCUUUGCCGGACAAGCGUGGUGUCUCACUCUAUGGUGCCGAGGUCCUGGCCGCCGGAGGAAGAUGUUAUGGCGUUUGCUGUGGAGCCUCAGCCGGGGAGUGAGACCUCCCGCUGGCGGAGGGGGAGCCGCUGGCGGAGGCCUUUCCCGUCACCGUCCUGUGCACCCGGUCCGACCCUGUGAGGGGGAGCCCGUGCCUCUCGGCCAGGAGUCCACGCAGACCGAUGGAAGCUGGCAUGGCAGACAUCAGCAGCACAAAGGCUGUGGAUGCAGGAACCUGUUGCACCAUUACAUGCCCUUGGAUGCCUUCACCUUGAGUGCAUUGGCUGUUCUUGCUCUGGAGUUAGUGAAGCAAGUACGGUGGCUGAGUUCUCUGCAAGCAGGUGGAAGAGAUGUUGGAUUUUGCCAGCUGGAGGGUCAUCGUGCUGUUUUGCCACAACAUCAGCACUCAGCCCCUUCUGCUUGCUCCAGUGGGGAAGAGAAACAACAUUUUUUCGUGGGAGAAGACUCUGGCUAUGCACUAAAGGGUACAUCUCCUAGCAAAACCUUACAGCCAAAACAAUAUCAAUUCCUUUCAGAUACAGGGGACGUCCUCUUCCCGCUUAGCACAGGCGCUGAACCAGACUCAUGUCUAUUGCACUUGCAGGGCAAUCCGGAAGAGGAGUCAGUCAGUGAAGCUGCUUCUCAAGUGCAACGGGUGUUCCAAGCCAGCAUUUCCAUGGCAUCCAACAUCCUUGGGCUUGAGAAAAUGCGUAAUGGGCAGUGCAAAACAGCCUUUUCCUGCUUCAAACUGGCUGCAGAUCAGAACUACAGCAAAGCCCAGUUCAAUGUGGGAUUGUGCUAUGAACACGGAAGAGGCACCAAGAGGAAUGUGGCCAAGGCAGUCCUCUACUACCAGCGGGCAGCUCACCAGGGACACACCAUGGCCCAAUAUCGCUAUGCUAAGUGUCUUCUCCACCACUGUCCCAGAGCAGACAGUGAUUAUAUGCAGGAAGCAGUGGGCUUGUUGGACCAAGCAGCAACUGCAGGGCUGGCACAGGCCAAAGCCAAUCUCAGGCUUCUCUAUCUGAAGGGUGUGGUCCCUGGGAAGAAGAAUGUGCAGAAGCAUAUGGCAGCCAGGAGUGCGGGUUCUUCAAGCCGCUUUCAUUUGGUUGGUUGCUGUGAAAAGGGCUUUGGAGUGUCUCAGAACUUACUGACAACUAGAAUGCAUUACCAGCAAGCAGCGGCUGCUGCCUUCAGGCCCACACAGGAGGAGAUACCAGAUAUGCAGAUCUGGCACCAAUCACCAUUGGCAGCAAGAGCCUUUUCGUCCAGCCCCUGUCUUCAAAGCCUGGAUCCGCCACCGGCUUCUCACUUGGGUCAGCCAGCUCUUGGCCUGCUUCAUUCCUGGAGCACAGGAAGUCUCAGGGAUGUGGCAAAUAGCUCUGAAAACUGCAUGCCUAGUACCUCUUUCCCAAAAGACUUGUCCCUAACACUACAGUCUUUAGCCUGGCCUCAUGGAAUAGCAAUUGGCUAACAGAGCCUACUGAGAAACUUCUUGCUCUAGCUCCUAGUAGACGAUGGCACAGUCACCCUUUUAAGAAUCAAGAUCACAUGGAUAUGAGGCAUAUGUUUCCAUCUCUUCCUAAAUGUAUACCUUAUUUUACAGUUCUCCAAACAAAAAAAGCUAGGGAUAUAUAAAUAGAUGCUAUAGCCAAAUAAAGCAGCUCAUCUUUUUACCUCACCUAGUUCAUGUACCAUCCACUACCCUGUGAAAAGCAAAAAUGUUAAGAUGCCUUAUUGCAGGAUCUGCUACCAAACUCUGGCUUUUACACCCUUAGCAACAUAAAGACAAAUACACUGGAAUAGAUCCAUCUAAGCAACAUCUGAUCAUGAAGAGAAUCCGGCCACUGGGCUCCUUAGUCAGCAGUAAUCACAUCAUGGAAGCAAAUACUGCAUCUAUAAUAUGAAUGUGUGGGGCUUGUAGAAACGUAAUUAAGUCAGAUUCCCUCACUAGACCAAUCUAAGUGUUUGAUACCACUGUGAUUCUGAGGGCCAAGUCUUAAAACACUCGGUGCUGAAGUUAAGCAAAAGUGGACUUGCAAAUUCCAUGCAAGAGGGAUACCACUAUAACAAAUAAAUAAUUCUGACCAUGAGGCCGCUGUAGACUUACACUACAGUCAGGAAUGUGUUGCAGAAAUUAAGAAAUGAGUCUGCUCUAGUUUUCUUUCUCUGACUAGAACUAUUGAAUUUGCUCUUGGAGAAGGUUUCUACAAUUUUGUAAAAACUGGUUCUCCCCUCUAUUCCUGAAAGGAAAGCCAUCUCUAGUAGUUGUCCAAGUCAUGAGCCCGAAGGUGUAGAUUUCUAGCCACUGGCUUCAAAACCUUCUUUCUAACAGGAAGGAAAUGUUAAUGUAAUAGAAUAAAAAUGAAGUGGAGUAGACCGAAGAAUACAAAACAGAAUUUUGGUUCCUGAGAGUUUUAUCUUAAUUUUAAAUAAAUAAAAUAACUCAA
Messenger RNA from Rhineura floridana, 2546 nucleotides. RefSeq names its product DAP3 binding cell death enhancer 1 (gene DELE1). The record is from RefSeq and is a predicted model, not a curated record. Lineage: Eukaryota; Metazoa; Chordata; Lepidosauria; Squamata; Rhineuridae. The coding region runs from base 119 to 1570 and encodes 483 amino acids. Gene Ontology annotation, molecular function: protein binding. The transcript is spliced from 12 exons.